Dioszegia hungarica is the source of this 927-nucleotide messenger RNA. Its product is annotated as putative cap binding protein. The transcript has 5 exons. Gene Ontology annotation, biological process: translational initiation. Lineage: Eukaryota; Fungi; Basidiomycota; Tremellomycetes; Tremellales; Bulleribasidiaceae. The coding region runs from base 1 to 927 and encodes 308 amino acids. Gene Ontology annotation, molecular function: translation initiation factor activity; RNA 7-methylguanosine cap binding. Gene Ontology annotation, cellular component: eukaryotic translation initiation factor 4F complex. The record is from RefSeq and is a predicted model, not a curated record.
AUGGGCAUCACCGACCUCCCCGCAGCAGUCGCCACUGCCGUAGCCGACACGCUGGCUGGUGUAUUGGGCGAAACGUCCAUCAAGGACGACUCUGCCAAUUCAUCCCCCGCCACCUCGGAGCCGAAGGAGCUGGCCAAGUCGGAGAGCGAGCUGGAGGAUGGAGAGAUCAGAGAUAGCGAGGACGGAGAUGCCGAGGAGGACGAUGGGAAGGUCAAGACUGUGUUUGAUGAUGCGAAGAAGUUCAAUGUCAAGCACCCAUUAUAUUCGACCUGGACGUUGUACUAUGAUGCACCACAGACCGGCAAGGUCAAGGCCCCGCCAACUCCGGCAUCACAUGGCUUCCUCGAGGACAUGCGCCAAGUCGUCGCCUUCAACUCGGUCGAGGAGUUCUGGGGCACCUACAACAACAUCGUUCCCCCUUCCCAAUUCCCCGCCAAGGCAAACUACUAUCUCUUCAAGGAUGGUAUCCAGCCCGCGUGGGAGGACGACCAGAACAAGAAUGGAGGUAAAUGGGGGAUCCAGGUAGCGAGGGAGAAGAGCAAGGGCGUUAUUGACAAGAUGUGGCUGUAUACGAUGCUUGCUGCUAUCGGAGAGACAUUCGAGACUCCCCUGCCUAGUGCUCCUGGAGAGAAGGCCGCUCCGCCAGUCCAAAGCGACCUUGUUACCGGUGUGCUGAUCGCUGCUCGUGCAAACUUCUACCGGAUAGCCAUCUGGACCCGCGAAGCGCCCGAUACCACCCUCCCCGAGACCGACGCCCUCAUGGCCCGGAUCAUGCUCAUCGGCCGUCACUUCAAGGUUUCGGUUCUCGGUUUCGGCCUCGGCGAGUCCGUCGGCGGUGGACAGGCCGGGUCGCUCACCAGCGAGGUCAACUUUGAGAGCCACACCGACUCGGAAGUCCGGGGGAACAAGAAGAAAAUUGUCAUCUAG